AUGGCUGCCACGGCCGGGAACAGGAGGGUCAACGCCGCCGCCGCACGAGCUCACACGCGGAAGCGGAAGCAAAGCUCCUCCUUUCUUUCCUCCGGUAAGCCCGCCGCCUCCGCUGCCAUCUCUCUCCCCGUUGAAUGUCCUUCGGAUGCCUCCGGCAGGAGAUGAGAUGCGCCUCUCGUCUUUCAGGGUUGCUGGUGAAGCUGCUGGCGGUUUCUCUGGUGGGGCUGGCGGCGUGGUUCUACCAGGCCAUCGAGCCGCCGCCGCCGAGGAUCUGCGGAUCCCCGAACGGCCCCCCUGUUGAAUCCCCCAGAGUGCGGCUCAAGGACGGCAGGCAUCUCUCCUACAAGGAAGGGGGCGUCCCCAGGGAGAAGGCGAAACACAGGAUCGUCUACAUCCAUGGAUUCGACUCCUGCAAGCACGACGUCCCCCCUCUAUCCAAGGUACUGCAGCGUCAUUCGUCUGAUUUCCAUCUUUUUCUCCAUCUUCCUCGAAGUGGGGGAGCUCUGUGCCGACACAACCAGUCGUGGGUUCUUCUCCCAGGAGUUGGCGGAGGAGCUGGGGGUGUAUCUGGUGUCCUUCGACAGAGCUGGCUAUGGCGAGAGCGAUCCAAACCCCAACAGGACCGAGAAGAGCACGGCUCUGGAUGUGGAGGAGCUCGCCGACCAGCUGGGCCUCGGGCCCAAGUUCUACGUCAUCGGGUUCUCCAUGGGCGGGCAGGCUACCUGGGGCUGCAUCAAAUACGUCCCCCAUCGGUUUGGCUCCUCUCUGACACUCCGUCGAUUCAUGAACCCUAAUUUCUUCUCCGUGGAUUGAUUCAUCGCUGAUGAUGUUUUUUCUCGGCUUUUUUCUUCUUCCAUGUAUAAACGGGUUCUCGGGUAUGACGAAAAUUGCAGGCUCGCCGGCGUGGGGCUGGUCACUCCGGUGACCAACUACUGGUGGCCUGGUUUUCCGGCGAACCUGUCCAGGGAGGCCUACUAUAACCAGCUGGGCGCUGACCAGUGGGCACUCAGAGUCGCCCACUACCUCCCCUGGUUGACCUACUGGUGGAACACCCGGAGAUGGAUCCCGCCGUCCAACGUCAUAGCCUACAACCCCGCCCUUUUCUCCCCAGACGAUGUCAAGCAACUUCCCAAGUUCACGGAUCGAGCUGCAUACUAUGUUGGUACCCAACUCGCGACUGUUCGUUUAUUCCUACUUUUUAGGGGGCAAAGUUAUCGUCUUUGAGAGAUGCCGCGCCGCCAUUGUUGCUCAGAAGAUGUGGGUUUCUUUCUGGUGGCAGCACCAGGUGAGACAGCAGGGGGAGUACGAGUCGCUGCACCGGGACAUGAUAGUGGGCUUCGGGACUUGGGAGUUUGAUCCCAUGGAGAUGGAGGACCCGUUCGCCGGCGGAGAGGCCGCCGCCGUCCACCUCUGGCAGGGAGACGACGACCGCCUCGUGCCGGUGAAGCUCCAGCGCUACGUGGCGGCGCGCCUACCUUGGGUUCGCUACCACGAGCUCCCCGGCGCCGGACACCUUUUCCUCCUCGCCGACGGCAUGUUCGACACCAUCGUGAAGACCCUCGUGCUCGGCGACGGCGAACAACUGUAG
This is a messenger RNA of Spirodela intermedia, 1588 nucleotides long. The record is from the annotation of a GenBank genome assembly. Lineage: Eukaryota; Viridiplantae; Streptophyta; Magnoliopsida; Alismatales; Araceae.